AUGAUCAGCUCCAGCCAGCACGUUCGCAGCCAAAAGCGCCCGCCUUACGCCUCUCAUAUAUCAAAAACAUAUGAAGAUGGCAUCUUCAAGGACAAGCUCCCCAUUGUCACAACAGAUCCCAACCUCCUGGAGGAACAGGCUCGACAGGUCAUGGGGAACAAGCCCUUUGGCUACAUCUAUGGAGGCGCUGGCGAGAUGUCUUCUGUAGAUGAAAACCGUCUUGCCUUCCGCCGGUGGAGGAUUGUUCCCCGCGUUCUUAAGCCCUGUGCUCCAAGAGACCUGAGAGUGAAGCUCUUCGGUGCUACUUAUGACUCUCCCCUCUUAAUGGCUCCCAUAGGCGUCCAGGGUACGUUUCACCCAUCGGGCGAAAAAGGCCUUUCUGCCGCUUGUGCCGAGCUCGGGAUCCCAUAUUCUCUCAGCACAGCCGCGACAUCCAGCAUCGAGGACGUCGCAGCAGCCUGCGGAUCGCACCCGCGCUGGUACCAGCUCUACUGGCCAAAGGACGACGACAUCACGAAAUCACUCUUGGGACGUGCCAAGGCUUCGGGCUACAGCACUCUAAUCGUGACGCUGGACACGGUCAGUGUAGCUUGGCGCCCGCAAGACUUGAACAUUGCCAACUUGCCGUUCCUGGAGGGAGUUGGCAACGCUGUUGGGUUCAGCGAUCCUGUCUUCCGAGCCAAGUUUGCGGACAAAAACAAUGGCGACUCGCCAGAGGACGUUCCUGUUGCUGCGUCCCGCUACUGGAUCAGCGAGGUGUUUAGCGGCGAGCACCACAGCUGGGAGGACCUUGCCCUGCUGCGUAAGCACUGGGACGGGCCGAUGGUGCUGAAAGGCGUUCUAAGCGUAGAGGACGCCAGGCUUGCGCUCAAGCACGGCAUGGAUGGCGUCAUCGUGAGCAACCACGGUGGGAGGCAACUUGAUGGAUCUGUCAGCUCGCUUGAAAUGCUGCCGGAGAUUGUGGGCACCGUCGGCAGUGAGAUGACCGUCAUGUUUGAUUCUGGGAUCCGGACAGGCUCGGACAUGAUCAAGGCUCUCGCGUUGGGUGCCAAGGGCGUAUUUGUCGGCCGUCCGGCUAUUUACGGACUAGGCAUUGCUGGAAAGGAGGGCGCAAAGUCGGUGCUCGCCGGUUUGCUAGCUGAUCUUGAUCAGUCGAUGGGCAUUUCGGGGUUUGCGAGCAUCGAUGAGCUACAAAGGACAAUCCUGCGGAAAGCCUAG
This is a messenger RNA of Fusarium keratoplasticum, 1218 nucleotides long. Its product is annotated as Fmn-dependent dehydrogenase. The transcript has 2 exons. Lineage: Eukaryota; Fungi; Ascomycota; Sordariomycetes; Hypocreales; Nectriaceae. The record is from RefSeq and is a predicted model, not a curated record. Gene Ontology annotation, molecular function: oxidoreductase activity; FMN binding. The coding region runs from base 1 to 1218 and encodes 405 amino acids.